AUGCAGAGACCCUCCGGGCCCCCCAGCCCCCCCGGGCCCCCGGGGCCCCCCGGCGGGGGCGGGCAGGGCACCGCCUUCUCCAUCGACGCCCUGAUCGGCCCUCCUCCCCCCCGGGCGGCUCCCCCGGGGCGGCCGGGCCCGGUGGUGUACGCGGGCUACCCCAUGUUCCUGCCGUACCGGCCCCUGGUCCUGCCGCCGCCGCCGCUGGCCCCCGGUGGUCUGGCCCCCGGCCCUCCGCUGGCCCCCGGCCCUCCGCUGGCCGCCCUGGGCCCGGGGCUGGCCUCCUUCGCCGGCCGCCUGGGCAACACGUUCUGCCCCGGGCUGGCCCCGCCCGUGCCCCCGUCGGUGGUGGCCCUGGCCGCCGCGCUGCCCGCCUUCCCCGACGGCCCCGACGGCUUCUACGGGGCCCCGGACCUCAGCGCCGGCGGCGCCGACGCCAACCGCGCCAACCGUGCCAACCGUGCCAACGCCGGCGGCCGCCCCGAGCCCGGCUCGCUCCGCCCGGACCGGCCCGCGCAGCCCCGGGACAAACCGGCCCCGACCACUCCGCCGCCGCCGCCACCACCCUUGGCCGACACUUUCCCGACUCUAACGGCUGAGGGGAAGGCGUACAGCUCGGACGAGGAGAAGCCGGAAGGGCUGGCCGGGGAGCCGGCGGGUAGCGAGCCAGAGGAAGAGGGCUCGGGCGGCGACAGCGACGACGACAACGACGACGGUUUCCGGGACGGCGCGGCGGUCGUGGGGCCCGCCGGGGCCCUGCUGGGGCCCAAGGUGAAGCUGAAGGGCUGCCCGGGGGGCGUCGGCGAUGGGAGCCCGGGGCCAGCCGGGGCCGCGGUGCCGGGGGGCAAGAGCCGGCGCCGGCGCACGGCCUUCACCAGUGAGCAGCUGCUGGAGCUGGAGAAGGAGUUCCACUGCAAGAAGUACCUGAGCCUGACCGAGCGGUCGCAGAUCGCCCACGCCCUGAAGCUCAGCGAGGUGCAGGUCAAGAUCUGGUUCCAGAACCGCCGCGCCAAGUGGAAGCGCAUCAAGGCCGGCAACGUGAGCAGCCGCUCCGGGGAGCCCGUCCGGAACCCCAAGAUCGUCGUGCCCAUCCCUGUGCAUGUGAACAGGUUUGCUGUGCGGAGCCAACACCAGCAGCUGGAGCAGGGGGCCCGGCCCUGAGCAGGCACCCGGACGGAAGGACGGACGGACCGGGCAGCCGGGGACAGUCAGGCCUGUCACCGUUCGGCUCCGGGGAGCCCGUGUCUGCACCCACUCGGCUCUGGGGAGCACCGCGCCCGCCUCGGAGCUGGCUGG
Molecule: messenger RNA, 1296 nt
Organism: Tachyglossus aculeatus (Australian echidna)
Lineage: Eukaryota; Metazoa; Chordata; Mammalia; Monotremata; Tachyglossidae
Gene: GBX1
Product: gastrulation brain homeobox 1
Exons: 3
Coding region: 1-1161 (386 amino acids)
Biological process (GO): regulation of nervous system development; regulation of transcription by RNA polymerase II
Cellular component (GO): nucleus
Molecular function (GO): RNA polymerase II transcription regulatory region sequence-specific DNA binding; DNA-binding transcription factor activity, RNA polymerase II-specific
Source: RefSeq, a predicted model, not a curated record